CAGAUUUCUCUCCCCCUUGUUAGAAACCAACGUAAUUUGUGCAGCGUUGCUUUCAAUUUGCUAUAGGAGACAGGCUGAGAUGUUUGAUAGAGUCAGAGUUAUGUCUUCAAGUGACGCUCUUAUUUAAAGGCUAACUUUGACAACAAUCGGGCCAAUGUUUUGACUUUGUGUCUGAUCAAAUAAGAGAGAAAGAUGAUUGUGCCCUAGACACACUAAGUCCCUUUUGUUUUGUGAACACUUUCUUUGGAUUGGAUUACCUGGCUGAUUAUUAGUCGCAGUGCCUUUGUUUGGAUUCCAACAUUCGGAGUUGUAGAUAUUGCACUUUAUAUCAAACAUCAAGGGCCAGAUACUGUUCUUUCAAGAUUGGUCACAUGUAGAAUUUGAGUCGAUCACUAACUACUGCAUCUGGUGACCCUAUAACAUCACGUCACCCUAUAACAUCACGUGGCUCUAUAAACUCAAUAAAAUGAAUGACAGAGAGAGGAGUAGGUCCCCACGACCUAGCAGCACGACUUCACCUAGGGCUCACCUAGCAUCGCCCUCCUACAGCCGAGAGACCAGUGAAGGCAAAAUGACCAUUGACUUAACUUGUACUAUCCCUCAUUUAGCCACAUCAGCCAACAAAGGUCAUCCCACAGCCGGGAUUGGAGUGGACGAUCCAAGGUUCUCGCAACAAAUUCAGGAAGCUGUGUCCCAUGUACUGGACGGCUACGACUGGUCACUGGUCACAACUCCAGCUAGAAGUCAAAAUGGCGAGAAAAGGAAACCUCACAUCAAGCGGCCAAUGAAUGCAUUCAUGGUGUGGGCUCAAGCAGCAAGAAGGAAAUUAGCUGACCAGUACCCACAUUUACAUAAUGCAGAGCUCAGCAAGACUUUAGGGAAAUUGUGGAGACUACUCAAUGAAGGCGAGAAGAAACCAUUUGUAGAAGAGGCCGAGAGACUUCGAGUCCAGCACAAAAAAGAUCAUCCUGACUACAAGUACCAGCCCAGGAGAAGGAAGGCCCCUAAAGGGGGUAGCGCAACUUCCGGUGGGGCGCAUACUUCCAAGUCUUCCCAGGCAGGUCGAGACACAUCGUCUGCUAGCGAUGACUGUGACAGUGAAUGCUCCAGCCAACAGGGCAAUUCAAAUGGACCACCGACCCCGCCCGUUACACCUAACCAACAAGACCCAGUGGUUCUCAAAUGCAUGUAUGAGAGACGCGCACAUCGUGGCUAUAUUAUGGGACCAUCUGGACACCCCAUUGACUUUAGUAGAAUGGAUCUCAGCCCGGAAGUAAUUGAGCAGUUUGAUGAUCAAGAUCUUGACCAGUACCUACCCCCACCUGGGGUCCCCCAUCCCCAACAUCACCCUGACAGCAGCUACCCACCAUGUUACAUGAGUGGGCCUAUGCAGACAUCUGCCAAUUCUGGUUCCGGUUGGUCAUCUCAAUAUGGACGCAUGAGUGCACCGGGCACAUCGUCUUGCCUAACAUCCUAUAUGACUCAUGGUCCGACUUCGUCCUAUAAUCUGUCUGAACAAGGGCCAUCGACAACAAGGUCUCCUCCUCUGAACAGUACACCCGUUGGGAGCGCACCGCAGUCCUCGCCAACCAGUCUCUCUGGAAGUGAUAACUUUCUCCACGCCAACACAUCCUCUUCAGAAUGUAAAUACCCAAACGAUGAGAGCUGCUCGGUCAAAUUAGAGCAACAGUCUCACGGCAUGAGGCCAAUAACUCUGCAAUCGCAGUACCGAUGUGAUAGUAAAUAUGACCAGAGCUCCUACAACAGUAAUCAAGUUCGUUACGAGGGUCCCUACAACCACAUGUCCAGCCCUUAUUCUGCACAGAAUAGCCCCAGUCUCUUGUCCUCUACUGGCUAUCAAUACACCAUGGGGCUACAUAGACAAGGAAUGUUUAGCGCAAUACCGGCUGCGGGGCCUUCGGAACAAACCUGGGAGAGAUUUGGAUGAGUGCCAGUUUCAGAGAUAUCGUGUCCCUCCCCCUAACACUGAUGCAGUAGUUUCACAAGUUCAAUAGGGUUUAACUACUUGUAAAGUCAGCCUAAAAAAACAAACAAAUAACUAAUUUAUUUCUUCGAUCAAUGAAUGAAUUUUUCUGAAGAUAGCUAUUUUAGAUGUCCCACAGAAAAAAACAAAACUAUUUUAGAUGUCCCACAGAAAAAAAAAAACUAUUUUAGAUGUCCCACAGAGUCUGAUCAAAAUAAACUUUUUGAGGCUGUUAAAAUAACACCACAAAAAAGCUAAGCUGUGUAUCGUUCUCUGUCACAAGGGCACUGUCACUACAUGGUACAAGAUUAAAUGGUUUGACUUGUCUGAUGCUGACAGUGUACUAUCCAUUAUGGUUUGACUUGCUGACGGUGUACUAUCCAUUAUGGUUUGACUUGCUGACGGUGUACUAUCCAUUAUGGUUUGACUUGCUGACGGUGUAUUAUCCAUUAUGGUUUGACUUGCUGACGGUGUACUAUCCAUUAUGGUUUGACUUGCUGAGGGUGUAUCAACUAGUUAGUGAACAGAUGAUAUUUCGUGAACAUAAAUACUCCUUCUUGAAUCUCAUUAUUUUUGUAAAAUUGCUUUCAAUAUUUGGUUUCUAUAUGCCUCAGGACAGAGAUUAAGUUGUACACAUCAUGACCUAGAAAGUGUACCAAUGAAAACAUUGACACCAAGUGGUAUGUUCUAGCCUAACAGCCCCAACUUACUGGUACAUGCCUUCGGAGUGAACUAGUUCUAACUAACUUCUAACAUACUUCCCAGCGUGCAAAUCAAAAUCUAUAAACGGAGUUGAAGAUUUUUAUAUUUUUAUAUCUUGAAGAAUUUGAUUCGUGUCCUUCUAGAGAUCCAAGCAUAGAGCACAAUAGCUCGGAAUGUUGUUUCCAGGCAGCAACUCACAGCAAAAUAUUUCGAUAGACUUUUCUUUCACUGGCCUGGAAGUUUUAUGGAUGUUGAUUUGUACCUGACUUGUGUUUCAACAACAUAAUCAAACUCUUGUGAAAUGAUGUAAUCCAACUAUUUAUGUACAUAUUUGAUCACUGUUUUUGUUUGAUGUCAGGUUCUUAUUGGCUUGUGAAAGUAAACCUUUUGUUUGACACAUGAAUGAAACAUAAUACUUUCUGUUAGCUAGAUGUCUGUACAAAGCAUUAGGACAUCAACAUAUUUACAUAUACACCUUUUCGGAUGUUUAUAGAUUUAGCUCUUUGCAAUCAGUCAUAAGCGAAUUUUUCUUAGUGUCAAUAGAAAUAUAGCAUACAGUUGUUACAUACAUUAGUUCAGUGAAGACAUUAUUCUAUAAUUUAGCUGUUCAAUCACGUGGUCAUUUUUUAAUCAGCUAUUAUCUCUCUCUUUUUUUUUUGUUGAUUUUAUAUGUAUCUCAUUAAGUACUUUAUUUAUGAAUGUAUCUGAUCUAUUGGAAAUCUUUUUUAUGUGUGCAUAUUUAUAUCUAAUUAGCUGAGUCGAGCGUCGCACUGCACGCUGCACAUUAAAAUGUAAAUAUUAUUUUGUAUUUUGUACAAUUCUAUUUCAUCUCCAUCCUGUGGAGUUCAUCCAAAGUGUACUGACGUUGUGUUCUUGUUCUAUUUUAUUUACUACUAAGUAUCUACUGGCCAAUAUACACUAAUGCUCACUAUAUAUAUAUCUUUUAAUAUUAUACUUUAUAUUAUAUCAAAAAUAUCACCAAAAGAAAAAUGAUAUACCUGGUACAGGUAUAUCUAAUUAUUUUGGGUACAUUCAACAUUUUAACUUAUACCUAUGACAGACACUCUUAACUUAAGCAGGGCCGGUCCUACAGAUUGUGGGCCCUAUGCGAAACUGUUUGAGCGGGGCCUAGUCUGGGUAGGGAUAAGGAUAAUAAAUGAAAAUUAAGAUUUUGUAUUAGAAAAUACAUUCUUCUUUGGCUUUGCAUUUUAUACAUAAUAGGUACAAAAUUACGGUCAAAUUAACAGUAGAUGGUAGUUUUCCAACAAAAAGUCUAUAAACAUUUAGAACUGCCUUAUAGAUUUACUAUCGACUUGCAAAGACUUGCAAAAUAUCGCUUUUUCUUUUUUUUUUUUUUGUAAGAGAUCGAACUAGAUUCAGAUCUAUACUUAUAUUCCAGUAACUAUUAAAGUAAAUUAAGUAUUUGAACUUCGCCCUAUUAUUACGUUUUUAUUAAAUGAAAGCUGGCAAUGCCGUUUUUUUUUAUAGCGAGUAGGUUUGAAGUUUUUCAUAUUGAAUAUCGCCCCGAAAUGACAAUUAUAUCUGUGUUUCAGGAGAUUUUUUUGAGUUUUCAGAAGAUUUUAAUAAUUUCAGUAGGGACUUUUUGAAACAUUUUGCAAUUUCAGGAGAUUUCCAUGAGCUCUUGGAAAAUAAUUUACACCUAGUUCUAGAAUUAGGGCGGGGCCUAUGAAAAUGCGGGGCCCACUGCGGCCACAUAGGUUGCAGUGGCCUAAAGCUGGCCCUGCUCUUAACCUAUGACCUCUGAAGACUUUCCAACUGCCAUUGAAACGCCAUAAUCUUUCUACAUAACGCCAGCACAUAUCUACUGAAUGCCCUCUACAGUCAACAUUUCUUACAUAUUCAAUAAACUCACCGUUUCUACCCAUGA
Biomphalaria glabrata is the source of this 4574-nucleotide messenger RNA. RefSeq names its product transcription factor Sox-10-like. The transcript is spliced from 4 exons. The record is from RefSeq and is a predicted model, not a curated record. Gene Ontology annotation, molecular function: RNA polymerase II cis-regulatory region sequence-specific DNA binding; DNA-binding transcription factor activity, RNA polymerase II-specific. Gene Ontology annotation, biological process: regulation of transcription by RNA polymerase II. Lineage: Eukaryota; Metazoa; Mollusca; Gastropoda; Planorbidae. The coding region runs from base 467 to 1948 and encodes 493 amino acids. Gene Ontology annotation, cellular component: nucleus.